AAGCAGCCGUAAGUCGUGAUUGGCUGGUCCUUCGUCCCACCUAACGGCAACAUAAAUCUCGCGAGAGUUGCGUUACUCGCAUGAUCGGCCUCUUCCGCUGAGCGGGGUUUUCAAGAUGGCGGAUGAUGGGGAGCAGCAACAGGCCACAAACACAGUAGAAGAGCCUCUGGAUCUGAUAAGGCUAAGCUUGGACGAGCGCAUCUAUGUGAAGAUGAGAAAUGACAGAGAGCUCAGGGGACGGUUGCAUGCCUAUGAUCAGCACUUGAACAUGAUACUGGGGGAUGUAGAGGAAACUGUGACCACCAUAGAGAUCGAUGAAGAAACCUAUGAGGAGAUUUACAAGUCCACGAAGAGGAACAUCCCCAUGCUUUUUGUGAGAGGUGAUGGCGUUGUGCUAGUAGCACCUCCCUUGAGGGUUGGCUGAACCCAGGGUGCAAUGUCCUUCACAAUACAAGGAUACCCACAUGUUCCUGGAAUAUUCUUCUUAGCAAAAGCCUUGCUUGUGUUGGUAUAUUGGUCUUGAACAAAUUUUUCACUUUCUUGGCAGAUGCCAGUUUACUUUUAUUUUUAAUUCGGGUUUUUCUUUUGUAAAUGUUUUGUUUGUGAAUUUUUUUUAUUGAACACCAGUAACCUAAAUCUGAUACAGGUUUUACUGUAUUCAGAAAUAUUUCUUUAAUUUGGGAGUUACCAAUAAAGAACA
Molecule: messenger RNA, 700 nt
Organism: Hyla sarda
Lineage: Eukaryota; Metazoa; Chordata; Amphibia; Anura; Hylidae
Gene: LSM3
Product: LSM3 homolog, U6 small nuclear RNA and mRNA degradation associated
Exons: 4
Coding region: 116-424 (102 amino acids)
Biological process (GO): P-body assembly; mRNA splicing, via spliceosome
Cellular component (GO): catalytic step 2 spliceosome; P-body; precatalytic spliceosome
Molecular function (GO): RNA binding
Source: RefSeq, a predicted model, not a curated record